AUGCUGGCAGAAGGGGAACAAACAGAAGUGUCACUAAAAGGCUCCAAAGAGGAGGUGGAGCAAAGGAAGCUGAGGGUUCAAGAUGGAGGCAGCAGACAAGAGGGGGGACAAAAGCAGAAGCCGGAAGGUGAUUCUGGUACGUCUCAGGGUGGUGAAAAUCAAAUUCGCAGACAGGAGAAAAAGUAUGAAAGCACCAUGUGUGGUAAGAGAUUUGGUCAUCGCUCAGCUCUUACUAUACAUCAAAGUGUACACACAGGAGAGAAACCGUAUACAUGUUCAGCGUGUGGAAAGAGCUUCAGUGACAGUAGCUCCCUUACCUCGCAUCAACAAACUCAUGCCUUGGAGAAACCGUAUAAAUGUUCCAAGUGUGGAAAGAGGUUUAUUCAUAUCCAGAGCCUUACGUUACAUCACCGAACUCAUACAUGGGAGAAACCGUAUAAAUGUUUGGAAUGUGGAAAGAGCUUCUGGCACGGUAGCCACCUUAAGUCACAUCACCGAACCCAUACAGGGGAGAAACCGUAUACAUGUUCAGAGUGUGGAAAGUGCUUCAGUCGAAGUAGUGGCCUUACCUCGCAUCAAAGAAGUCAUACCGGGGAGAAACCUUAUAAAUGUUUUGAAUGUCAAAAGAGCUUCAGUCAGAGUAGUAGCCUUACCUUGCAUCAAAGAUCUCAUACAGGAGAGAAACCGUAUACAUGUUCCGAGUGUGGAAAGAGCUUCAGUCACACUGGUACCCUUACCUUGCAUCAAAGAUCUCAUACAGGAGAGAAACCGUAUACAUGUUCCGAGUGUGGAAAGAGCUUCAGUCACACUGGUGCCCUUACCUCGCAUAAAAGAUCUCAUACAGGGGAGAAACCGUAUACAUGUUCAGAGUGUGGAAGGAGCUUCAGUCAGAGUAGCACCCUUAAGUCACAUCAACGAAUUCAUACAGGGGAGAAACCGCAUACGUGUUUGGAGUGUGGAAAGAGCUUCACUCGCAGCAAUGCGCUUACUACACAUCAACAGACUCAUCAAGGCAGCAAACCUUAUAAAUGCUGGGAAUGUGACAAGAGCUUCAGUCGCAGCUACUCCCUUUUCUCUCAUCAAAGAAUUCAUAUAGGGGAGAAACGAUAUACAUGUUUGGAGUGUGGAAAAAGUUUCAGCCAGAGUUGCACCCUUACCUUGCAUCAAAGAUUGCACACAGGAGAGAAACCUUAUAAAUGUUUGGAGUGUGGCAAGAGCUUCUGUCGUGGUAGCCUUCUCACGUUGCAUCAAAGAACUCAUACAGGAGAGAAACCGUAUACAUGUUCGGAGUGUGGAAGGAGCUUCAGGAGCCGUAGCAACCUUACGUUGCAUCAAAGAACUCAUACAGGAGAGAAACCGUAUACAUGUUCGGAGUGUGGAAGGAGCUUCAGCUUUCACUCAGCUCUUACUUUACAUCAAAGAGUACACACAGGAGAGAAACCGUAUACAUGUUCAGAGUGUGGAAAGAGUUUCAGUCGGUGUGACCAGCUUACCUCGCAUCAGAUAACUCAUACAGGGGGGAAACCGUAUACAUGUUCAGAGUGUGGAAAGAACUUCCCUCAGAUUAGUGCUCUUACCUCCCAUCAACGAACUCAUACAGGAGAGAAACCAUAUAAAUGUUUGGAGUGUGGAAAGAGCUUCAGUUGGAGUGGUACCCUUACCGCACAUCAAAGAACUCAUACAGGAGACAAACUUUAUACAUGUUCAGAGUGUGGAAGGAGCUUCAGUAGGAAAAAUAGCCUUAAGUCGCAUAAAAUAUCUCAUACAGGGGAAAAACCAUAUACAUGUUCCGUGUGUGGAAGGAGCUUCAGUCACAGUAGCCAACUUAAGUCACAUCAACGAAUUCAUACAGGGGAGAAACCGUAUACAUGUUCUGAGUGUGGAAAUAGCUUCACUCGCAGCAGUGCGCUUACUAGACAUCAACAAACUCAUCGAGGCAGCAAACCUUAUAAAUGUUUGGAGUGUGGAAAGAAUUUUAGCCACAGUUGCAGCCUUACCUUGCAUCAAAGACUGCACACAGGAGAGAAACCUUAUAAAUGUUUGGAGUGUGGCAAGAGCUUCUGUCGCGGUAGCCAGCUCACGUUGCAUCAAAGAACUCAUACGGGAGAAAAACCGUAUACAUGUUCGGAGUGUGGAAAAAACUUCAGGUGCAGUAGCUCCCUUACAUUGCAUCAAAGAACUCAUACAGGAGAGAAACCCUAUACAUGUUCGGAGUGUGGAAAAAGCUUCAGUUGCAGUAGCUCCCUUAAGUCGCAUCAAAGAACUCAUACAGGAGAGAAACCCUAUACGUGUUCGGAGUGUGGAAGGAGCUUUUGUCGUGGUACCCAGCUCACGUUGCAUCAAAGAACUCAUACGGGAGAGAAACCCUAUACAUGUUCAGAGUGUGGAAAAAACUUCAGGUGCAGUGGCUCCCUUACGUUGCAUCAAAGAACUCAUACAGGAGAGAAACCCUAUACAUGUUCAGAGUGUGGAAAAAGCUUCAGUAGCAGUAGCUCCCUUAAGUCGCAUGAAAGAACUCAUACAGGAGAGAAACCCUAUAAGUGUUUGGAGUGUGGAAGGAGCUUCUGUCGUGGUAGCCAUCUCACAUUGCAUCAAAGAACUCAUACAGGGAGCUUCACUCAAAGUAGUGGCCUUACCUUGCACCAAAGAUCUCAUACAGGGGAGAAACCAUAUACAUGUUCAGAGUGUGGAAAGAGCUUCACUCAAAGUAGUGACCUUUCUUUGCAUCAACACAUUCAUACAGGGGAGAAACCGUAUACAUGUUCUGAGUGUGGAAAGAGCUUCAGUCACAGCAGUGCGCUUACUAGACAUCAACAAACUCAUCGAGGCAGCAAACCUUAUAAAUGUUGGGAAUGUGGCAACAGCUUCAGUCGCAUCGACUCCCUUUCCUUGCAUCAAAAAAUUCAUAUAGGGGAGAAACGAUAUACAUGUUUGGAGUGUGGAAAGAGCUUCACUCAGAAUGGCACCCUUACGUUGCAUCAAAGAGUGCACACAGGAGAGAAACCUUAUAAAUGCUUGGUGUGCGGGAAGAGCUUCAGUCGUGGUAGCUCCCUUAUGUUGCACCAGCGAACGCAUACAGGAGAGAAAACGUAUACAUGUCCAGAGUGUGGAAAAAGCUUCAUUUGCAGUAGCUCCCUUAUGUUGCAUCAAAGAACUCACACCGGGGACAAACCAUAUAAAUGUUCCGAGUGUGGAAAGAGCUUCAGUCAUCGCUCAACUCUUACUAUACAUCAAAGAGUACACACAGGAGAGAAACCGUAUACAUGUUCAGCAUGUGGCAAGAGCUUCAGUGACAGUAGCUCCCUUACCUCGCAUCAACAAACUCAUGCAUUGGAGAAACCGUAUAAAUGUUCCAAGUGUGGAAAGAGGUUCAUUCAUAUCCAGAGCCUUACGUCACAUCACCGAACUCAUACAUGGGAGAAACCGUAUAAAUGUUUGGAAUGUGGAAAGAGCUUCUGGCACGGUAGCCACCUUAAGUCACAUCACCGAACUCAUACAGGGGAGAAACCGUAUACAUGUUCAGAGUGUGGAAAGUGCUUCAGUCGAAGUAGUGGCCUUACCUCGCAUCAAAGAACUCAUACCGGGGAGAAACCUUAUAAAUGUUUUGAAUGUCAAAAGAGCUUCAGUCAGAGUAGUAGCCUUACCUUGCAUCAAAGAUGUCAUACAGGAGAGAAACCUUAUAAAUGUUCAGAGUGUGGAAAGAGCUUCAGUCGAAGUAGUUCCCUUAUCUUGCAUCUACGAACUCAUACAGGAGAGAAACCUUAUACAUGUUCCGAAUGUGGAAAGACCUUCAGUCACACUGGUGCCCUUACCUCGCAUAAAAGAUCUCAUACAGGGGAGAAACCAUAUACAUGUUCAGAGUGUGGAAAGAGCUUCAGUCAAAGUAGUGACCUUUCUUUGCAUCAACGAAUUCAUACAGGGGAGAAACCGCAUACGUGUUUGGAGUGUGGAAAGAGCUUCACUCGCAGAAAUGCGCUUACUACACAUCAACAAACUCAUCAAGGCAGCAAACCUUAUAAAUGCUGGGAAUGUGACAAGAGCUUCAGUCGCCGUUACUCCCUUUUCUUGCAUCAAAAAAUUCAUAUAGGGGAGAAACAAUAUACAUGUUUGGAGUGUGGAAAGAGUUUCAGACAUAGUUACACCCUUACCUUGCAUCAAAAAUUGCACACAGGAGAGAAACCUUAUAAAUGUUUGGAGUGUGGAAAGAGCUUCUCUCGUGGUAGCCUUCUCACGUUGCAUCAAAGAACACAUACAGGAGAGAAACCGUAUACCUGUUCGGAGUGUGGAAAAAGCUUCAGGUGCAGCAGCUCCCUUACGUUGCAUCAAAGAACUCAUACAGGGGAGAAACCAUAUACAUGUUCGGAGUGUGGGAAAAGCUUCAGGUGCAGCAGUUCCCUUAAGUCGCAUCAAAGAACUCAUACAGGGGAGAAACCGUAUACAUGUUCGGAGUGUGGGAAAAGCUUCAGUCUCAGUGGUAGCCUUACUAGACACCAAAGAACUCAUACAGGGAGGAAAUCUUAGAAAUGUUUGGCCGGACUCCCUUACUAAACUGAAAAGAACUCGUACAAGGGAAACAGAAAAGUUGGAGUGUGGGAAGAUCUUUAAUCAUAUCAAAUAACUCCUACAGAGAGUAAGCCAAUGAUUGUGUUCAGAAUUAGAACUUGCUUCCAUUAGAAUUUUUAUUCCUUUUAGUGGCUGUGUUACAUAUUGUUCUCCUUAUCAGAGUUAGUUUUACAUAGCUAUAAGAUUGAG
Lacerta agilis (Sand lizard) is the source of this 4752-nucleotide messenger RNA. Its product is annotated as zinc finger protein 208-like. The record is from RefSeq and is a predicted model, not a curated record. Bases 1 to 4521 code for a protein of 1506 amino acids. Gene Ontology annotation, biological process: regulation of DNA-templated transcription. NCBI's taxonomy places the organism in Eukaryota, Metazoa, Chordata, Lepidosauria, Squamata, Lacertidae. Gene Ontology annotation, molecular function: RNA polymerase II cis-regulatory region sequence-specific DNA binding; DNA-binding transcription factor activity, RNA polymerase II-specific. The transcript has 8 exons.